AUGUGGCGCGUCUGUGCGCGACGGGCCUGAAAUGUACCCCCCGGGGCUGGGUUCGGUUGGGGGACGGCCUUAAGGGAGAGACCCAGGGUCCCGGGCGCGACCCCGCGCACCGGCCCGGCUACGGCUCGCGGCCACAGCGCGACCGCGUGGUAUGGCGGGGUCCGGGCGCUCAGAGGCUACAGCCUCAGCCGCGGGACCGCGCCGCGGAGUCGCCUUCUGCUGAAGCUGUUCGGAGGGCCAGGCUGCCGCUGCUACAGUCUCCGCCUGCAUCAGAAGGUUCCAUUGCCUUCUCUUUCCCCCACAAUGCAGGCAGGCACUAUAGCCCGGUGGGGAAAAAAGGAAGGCGAAAAAAUCAAUGAGGGUGAACUGAUUGCUGAGGUUGAACCGGAUAAAGCCACCGUUGGAUUUGAAAGCCUGGAGGAGUGUUACAUGGCAAAGAUACUUGUUGCUGAAGGUACCAGAGAUGUGCCAAUAGGGUCCGUCAUCUGUAUUACAGUUGAAAAGCCUGAGGAUGUUGAGGCCUUUAAAAUUUAUACAUUGGAUUCCUCGGCAGCACCCACCCCACAGGCAGCCCCAGCACCAACCCCUGCUGUUGCUGCUUGGCCACCUAUACCUUCUGCUCAGGCUCCUGGUAGCUCAUAUCCCACUCACAUGCAGGUGGUUCUUCCUGCCCUCUCUCCUACAAUGACCAUGGGCACAGUUCAGAGAUGGGAAAAAAAAGUGGGUGAGAAGCUAAAUGAAGGAGACUUAUUGGCAAAGAUAGAGACUGAUAAGGCCACUAUAGGUUUUAAAGUGCAAGAAGAAGGUUAUCUGGCAAAAAUCCUGAUUCCAGAAGCAAGAGAUGUCCCUCUAGGAACCCCACUUUAUAUCAUUGUAGAAAAAGAGUCAGAUAUACCAGCCUUUGCUGACUAUAGGCCAACUGAAGUAACUGAUUUAAAACCACAAGUACCUCCUCCACCCCCAACCCUGGUGGCCUCUGUUCCUCCAACUCCCCAACCUGUAGCCCCUACACCUUCAGCCACUCACCCAGCUAUGCCUGCUGGACCAAAGGGGAGGUUGUUUGUUAGCGCUCUUGCAAAGAAAUUGGCAGCCGAGAAAGGGAUUGACCUUACACAAGUAAAAGGGACGGGACCAGAAGGCAGAAUCAUCAAGAAAGACAUUGACUCUUUUGUGCCUACUAAAGCUGCUCCUGCUCCAGCAGCUGCUGUGCCUCCUCCGGCUCCAGGAGUGGCACCAGUUCCUACAGGUGUCUUCACAGAUAUCCCUAUCAGCAACAUUCGUCAAGUUAUUGCCCAGCAGUUAAUGCAAUCUAAGCAGACCAUACCUCAUUAUUACCUUUCUGUUGAUGUAAAUAUGGGAGAAGUUUUGUUGGUACGGAAAGAACUUAAUAAGAUGUUAGAAGGGAGGGCCUCCCAGAUGUUAGAAGGGAAAAGCAAAAUUUCUGUCAAUGACUUCAUCAUAAAAGCAUCAGCUUUAGCGUGUUUAAAAGUUCCUGAAGCAAAUUCUUCUUGGUUGGACACAGUAAUCAGACGAAAUCAUGUUGUUGAUAUCAGUGUUGCGGUUAGUACUCCCAGAGGACUCAUCAGACCUGUUGUAUUUAAUGCACAUAUAAAAGGACUGGAAACCAUUGCUAAUGAUGUUGUUUCUUUGGCAACCAAAGCAAGAGAGAGUAAACUACAGCCACAUGAGUUCCAGGGUGGCACUUUUACAAUAUCCAACUUAGGAAUGCUUGGAAUUAAGAACUUCUCUGCUAUUAUUAACCCACCUCAGGCAUGUAUUUUGGCAAUUGGUGCUUCAAAGGAUAGGCUGGUUCCCGCAGAUAAUGAAAAAGGAUUUGAUGUGGCUAGCAUGAUGUGUGUUACACUCAGUUGUGAUCAUCGGGUUGUGAAUGGAGCUGUUGGAGCACAGUGGCUUGCUGAGUUUAGAAAGUACCUUGAAAAACCUGUCACCAUGUUGUUAAAAUUAAUCUAAGAAUUUCUAGACACUCCGAAGUCAUAUUGGUUCAUUCUUAUCAAGAUAUUUAUAUAUUAGU
This is a messenger RNA of Talpa occidentalis (Iberian mole), 2032 nucleotides long. Its product is annotated as dihydrolipoyllysine-residue acetyltransferase component of pyruvate dehydrogenase complex, mitochondrial-like. Gene Ontology annotation, biological process: pyruvate decarboxylation to acetyl-CoA. Gene Ontology annotation, molecular function: dihydrolipoyllysine-residue acetyltransferase activity. Lineage: Eukaryota; Metazoa; Chordata; Mammalia; Eulipotyphla; Talpidae. Gene Ontology annotation, cellular component: pyruvate dehydrogenase complex. The record is from RefSeq and is a predicted model, not a curated record.